AUGAAGAAUACGUUUGCACGAUACUCUUUGACGAUUCCCAGUAUUCCGGAAAAUGUUAUCUCACAUUUGAGACAAUGGAAUGAAUGGAUGGUCGGCGAUACAUCCGACGAUUCGCCCGGACCUUCUUCUCAAACAAAUGUGAUGACGACGACUGGAACGGUGGAUAGGAGGUCACUUCUAUCGGCUGCUUCAAUGGUUCGGCAGCAAUCAGAUACCACUGGAGUCAGGAGGCUUGUCAGGGCGAGAGCUGUACAGGAGGAUGAUGAAGCUGGACCACAUUCUAGUAAUAAUCUCGCCGCCACCAUGUCACCGAAUUUGUCAAGACCGACCAGAUAUGUCAAGUCGGUGUCACAGCAGCGAUCCGAGAGUUAUAUACAACUCAAUCAAUACAGGCUAAUGGAGGAAAUCGGACAGGGCUCAUAUGGCAUCGUCAAACUCGCCUACAACGAAGAGGACAAAAAUCUCUACGCGUUGAAAGUUUUGGACAAAAUGAAGCUUUUGAAGAAUUUCGCUUGUUUUCGACAACCACCUCCACGACGAAACAAAGAAAAUGCAGCACCAUCGGUUCUGAAAAAUCCUCUGCAAUUGGUCCAAAAAGAAAUUGCCAUCCUGAAAAAGUUAUCACAUCCAAAUGUGGUCAAACUUGUGGAGGUUCUGGACGACCCAAACGACAAUUAUUUGUACAUGGUCUUUGAGUUUGUAGAAAAAGGAUCCAUUCUGGAAAUCCCGACAGACAAACCAUUGGACGAAGAUACAGCGUGGAGCUAUUUCCGAGAUACGUUAUGUGGUUUGGAGUACUUACACUAUCAAAAAAUUGUUCACCGGGAUAUCAAACCAUCGAAUCUACUGCUCAGUGAUAUAGGUCAAGUUAAGAUUGCUGAUUUUGGAGUGUCCUGUGAGUUUGAAGGAAUCGAUGCCUUCUUAUCUGGAACAGCCGGAACUCCAGCAUUCAUGGCUCCAGAAGCAUUGACGGAAGGAGCUAAUCAUUUUUAUUCGGGUCGUGCACAAGACAUCUGGUCACUAGGAAUCACUUUAUACGCUUUUGUUAUUGGAACUGUUCCGUUUGUGGAUAAUUACAUUAUCGCUUUGCACAAAAAGAUCAAAAACGAUCCCAUCAUUUUCCCAGAAGCACCUGUUCUCAGUGAAGCACUUCAAGACCUGAUCCUCGGAAUGCUUAAGAAAGAUCCGGGGCAUCGAUUGAUGCUCCACGAGGUGAAGGUUCACACAUGGGUGACACGUGGUGGUACGAUACCAAUGUCUUCGGAACAAGAGAAUUGCCACCUGGUUACUGUAACGGAGGAAGAAAUCGAAAAUUGUGUACGAGUGAUACCACGACUGGAUACUCUAAUUCUAGUGAAAGCAAUGGGUCAUCGGAAAAGAUUUGGCAAUCCCUUCAGGAACAAGUUGAGUGCUCAAUCCAGUAUUCGGGAUAGAAGGAAAAGCUCUUCUGUGAAAGAUCCAACCUAUGUUCCACCUCCAAAUUCUCCUCCAGCAACAUCUAACAACAAUAGCAAAGUGGACCGCCCAGAAAUCAAGUGCAUCGAGAUGAAUCUGUCGGGUUUGACGCUGAAAGUCGACGAAGCAAUGCAGCCAAAAGUCGAGUCAGCUAGACAAUAA
Caenorhabditis briggsae is the source of this 1617-nucleotide messenger RNA. It is a transcript of the gene Cbr-ckk-1, whose product is annotated as Protein CBR-CKK-1. The transcript has 11 exons. Gene Ontology annotation, molecular function: ATP binding; calcium/calmodulin-dependent protein kinase activity; calmodulin binding. Gene Ontology annotation, cellular component: cytoplasm. The record is from RefSeq and is a predicted model, not a curated record. Gene Ontology annotation, biological process: positive regulation of protein kinase activity; protein phosphorylation; intracellular signal transduction. Bases 1 to 1617 code for a protein of 538 amino acids. NCBI's taxonomy places the organism in Eukaryota, Metazoa, Nematoda, Chromadorea, Rhabditida, Rhabditidae.